This is a messenger RNA of Diachasma alloeum, 1393 nucleotides long. RefSeq names its product polyubiquitin. Gene Ontology annotation, cellular component: cytoplasm; nucleus. The record is from RefSeq and is a predicted model, not a curated record. Gene Ontology annotation, molecular function: ubiquitin protein ligase binding; protein tag activity. The coding region runs from base 123 to 1268 and encodes 381 amino acids. The transcript has 2 exons. NCBI's taxonomy places the organism in Eukaryota, Metazoa, Arthropoda, Insecta, Hymenoptera, Braconidae. Gene Ontology annotation, biological process: protein ubiquitination; modification-dependent protein catabolic process.
ACAUUUCCAACCAGUGUAAAGUUAAACUUUACGCAGUAAAUUCCAAGUGUUUCUUUAUUUGUACAAGCCCUCAGAGGAGAUUAAUAAAUUGUCUCUGCGCAUUUUGUGAACAAAAAGGAAAAAUGCAGAUAUUCGUGAAAACGCUGACGGGCAAGACCAUCACCCUCGAGGUCGAGGCCUCUGAUACCAUCGAGAACGUGAAGGCAAAGAUCCAGGAUAAGGAGGGAAUUCCCCCAGACCAGCAGAGACUGAUCUUCGCUGGAAAACAAUUGGAAGACGGUCGCACUCUUUCUGAUUACAACAUCCAGAAGGAAUCUACUCUUCACUUGGUCCUUCGACUUCGUGGAGGUAUGCAGAUCUUCGUCAAGACCCUCACAGGAAAGACCAUAACCCUUGAGGUCGAGGCCUCCGACACCAUUGAGAAUGUGAAGGCUAAAAUCCAGGACAAGGAGGGAAUUCCCCCAGACCAGCAGAGACUGAUCUUCGCUGGAAAGCAGCUUGAGGAUGGACGCACUCUUUCUGAUUACAACAUCCAGAAGGAAUCUACUCUUCACUUGGUCCUUCGACUUCGUGGAGGUAUGCAAAUCUUCGUCAAGACCCUCACAGGAAAGACCAUCACCCUCGAGGUCGAGGCCUCCGACACCAUCGAGAAUGUGAAGGCUAAGAUCCAGGAUAAGGAGGGAAUUCCCCCAGACCAGCAGAGAUUGAUCUUCGCUGGAAAGCAGCUUGAGGAUGGACGCACUCUUUCUGAUUACAACAUUCAGAAGGAAUCUACCCUUCACUUGGUCCUUCGACUUCGUGGAGGUAUGCAAAUAUUCGUCAAGACCCUCACAGGAAAGACCAUAACCCUUGAGGUCGAGGCCUCCGACACCAUCGAGAAUGUGAAGGCUAAAAUCCAGGACAAGGAGGGAAUUCCCCCAGACCAGCAGAGACUGAUCUUCGCUGGAAAGCAGCUUGAGGAUGGACGCACUCUUUCUGAUUACAACAUCCAGAAGGAAUCUACUCUUCACUUGGUCCUUCGACUUCGUGGAGGUAUGCAAAUCUUCGUCAAGACCCUCACAGGAAAGACCAUCACCCUCGAGGUCGAGGCCUCCGACACCAUCGAGAAUGUGAAGGCUAAAAUCCAGGAUAAGGAGGGAAUUCCCCCCGACCAGCAGAGACUGAUCUUCGCUGGAAAGCAGCUUGAGGAUGGACGCACUCUUUCUGAUUACAACAUUCAGAAGGAAUCUACCCUUCACUUGGUCCUUCGACUUCGUGGAGGUCAUUAAAUUCUCCAUCCCCAAUCCAUUCUGACUGAGAUAUUAGCAAGCAACUGUGGUUCUGUCUAUACGACAAAUUUACUUGUAAUCUACAUUUUUUUCAACGUUAAUAAAUCUCAUUUUUAAGUUCUGAA